Messenger RNA from Panicum virgatum (switchgrass), 1271 nucleotides. RefSeq names its product 2-hydroxyisoflavanone dehydratase-like. Gene Ontology annotation, molecular function: hydrolase activity. The coding region runs from base 30 to 1142 and encodes 370 amino acids. Lineage: Eukaryota; Viridiplantae; Streptophyta; Magnoliopsida; Poales; Poaceae. The transcript has a single exon. The record is from RefSeq and is a predicted model, not a curated record.
CAAGUGCUAGAGCGCAUAUACAGCAGCCCAUGGCCAUGCAAACAAUCAUCAGUAGUGCUCCGGCUACUAGGAAUGCUGAGUCUGACAUCGUCGUCGAUGACAUGCGCCCGUUCCUGCGCACCUACAAAUGCGGCCGCGUCGAGCGGCUCGCGCCCGACACCUUCGUGCCGGCCUCCGAGGACCCGGGGGCGACCGGCGUGGCAACCAGAGACGUCGUCAUCGACCCCACUGCGGGCGUGUCGGUGCGCCUCUUCCUCUGUGUCGGCGCGGUCGCGACAGGCAAGAGGCUCCCGCUGGUCGUCUACUUCCAUGGCGGCGCCUUCUGCACUGGGAGCGCCUUCUCCGAGCUGUUCCACCGCUACGCCGCCUCCCUCUCGGUGCGCGCGGGAGCGCUCGUCGUCUCCGUGGAGUACCGACUGGCGCCGGAGCACCCCAUCCCCGCGGCCUACAAGGACGCGUGGGUAGCGCUCCGGUGGGCGGCCUCCCGCUCCGACCCUUGGCUCGCGCUCCAUGCCGACCCCACGCGCAUGUUCCUCGCCGGCGAGAGCGCCGGCGCGAACAUCGCGCACAGCAUGGCGGCGCGUGUCGCCGCCGACGGUGAGGACAUCCGCAUCGACGGCAUGGUCCUCCUGCAGCCCUUCUUCUGGGGCACCGAGCGGCUGCCGGCCGAAACGGACCGCCACGACGGGCCGGUGUUCUCGCCGGAGUUCGUGGACACCCUUUGGCCGUUCCUGACGGCCGGCGCUGCUGGCAACGACGAUCCUCGCAUCAGCCCGACGGCCGAGCAGAUCGCGUCGCUACCGUGCCGGCGCGUGCUGGUCGGCGUCGCCGCGAAGGACGUGGUGCGGGACCGCGGGUGCCGGUACGCGGCAUGGCUGCGCCGCGAGGUGACGCUCUUGGAGUUCAAGGGCAACGACCACGGGUUCCACCUCUACCGGCCGGGUUGUGCCAGCGCCGUGGCGCUCAUGGACCGCGUCGCCGAGUUCAUCAGCGGGUGGGCGGCGUCGGUGAUCGCCGACGCCGAAACGGAGCGUUUGCUUGCGCGGAAGGGCACGAACAAGACGGGCAGGACCGCAUUUGCUGAUGGGCCAGAUAACAAAGUCAGAGACAACCCAGGGCUGAUGGGUAAGAGUCGCCUGUAGCGCUCAUGGCCAUCGCAUUCUAAACCUUUAGCGCUUGUGUCAUGCUGGUUACGAAUUGUUAAACUGCAUGUACUAUCCUAUAUGAAUUCGAUGUACAAUUAUUGUGAAAUAAAAUUAGAAAUUUAUUAA